AACAUUAGAAUCUGUACACAAUCUGAUCCAGCGAUGCAAUUAUUAGUGGCUGAGCAAAACAGCUUAAAAAGGGUUUUCCGAGAUCUCUGAUUUCUCAUUAGCUCAGUUUUUGCCUAAGAAAAAAGUUUCUUUUGUUCCAAACGAAUUAAGGAAGAAGACCAAGAGAGAGAGAGAGAGAGAUCAAUUACAUAAGUUUCCCUUUGGGAUUUGCAAAAUAGAAUAAGUUGUGUCUUAGUACUAAUUAUCUAGAAGAAGAGAAAAAUAUAGGAGGUUUGUAUAAAUAGUUAGUCACUGGACUAGCUAACUAGAAAUUAAGAGAAGAAAAAAAAGAUCAGAUCAUAGGUAGAGAGAAGAUAUGGGAAGUGGUUAUUUUGGAGAGCCAAAUUUGGGAUCAUCAAACGAAAGAGGUGGAAAUGGAAUAAUAAGUGGGUCUUCUAAUAAUUCAUCAAGGAAAGGGAAGAAGUCUAGUUCAGAGAAACCAAGACAACCCCAAAGAGGACUUGGUGUUGCUCAAUUGGAGAAAAUCAGAUUACAUGGCCAGAUGGGUUGUGCUACUAAUAAUAAUACUACUACUACUACUUAUGCCGCUCAUCCUUCUCUUCAUUCCACCAAUUACCCUUCUAAUUUCAGUAACGUCGAUGAUAUGAGACUCCAUACAGCUUAUUCAGCAAUACCAUCGUCUUCUUUUUCUUAUUCUUCUUCUUCUUCCUCUUCCUCAGCCUCUUAUGGUUUCAAUCCCAAUAUCAUGAUGGGGCUGGGUGAAUAUGAAAGAGCAAAUAUCAGAUAUGGAGAUUCCCAACCUACCACAACAGCAAGAUGGGACCCUAUUAAUGGCAUGUUAGAGACCCAAUAUACGCCGCAGCCCAGCAUGACCAGACACCUCCUUAAUCUCCACGUAGAGGAAUCUCAUCAACACACGUCUAAUAAUCAAAAGCACAGAAGUAAUUCACUGGGUAGUAGUCAGAAUUCUGAAUCAAGUGACACUCAAGAACUAGAUUUGGAGCUAAGACUCUCACUUUGAUCGAUGGUGCCAUUUCAUUAUAUGAUCAUGAGACAUUAUUAAUUAAUAAUGUUACUAGCUAUCUCUCUCUCUCUCUGCGCCAUGCCUCAAAUAUUAAUGCACACGUAUGUGGGUUGUGAAGUAAUAAUGCACAUACGUAUAUAUAUGUUGGUUCUUAAUUUAUACAAUUUUUUAUGCUUUAUGAAUAUAAGUACUUGGAACAUAUUUGCAAAAAUUAAUGUUCGAGCAUGAAGUUGUCUCAUCAUAUAAACAUAUAUAUAGUUUUGCCGAAUAUAUAUAUUGAAAAAAAAACUAC
Messenger RNA from Cannabis sativa, 1316 nucleotides. Its product is annotated as protein SPEAR3. The transcript has 5 exons. The coding region runs from base 356 to 1021 and encodes 221 amino acids. Gene Ontology annotation, molecular function: DNA-binding transcription factor activity. NCBI's taxonomy places the organism in Eukaryota, Viridiplantae, Streptophyta, Magnoliopsida, Rosales, Cannabaceae. The record is from RefSeq and is a predicted model, not a curated record.